Onychostoma macrolepis is the source of this 906-nucleotide messenger RNA. It is a transcript of the gene pigf, whose product is annotated as phosphatidylinositol glycan anchor biosynthesis, class F. The record is from RefSeq and is a predicted model, not a curated record. NCBI's taxonomy places the organism in Eukaryota, Metazoa, Chordata, Actinopteri, Cypriniformes, Cyprinidae. The coding region runs from base 223 to 882 and encodes 219 amino acids. Gene Ontology annotation, biological process: GPI anchor biosynthetic process. Gene Ontology annotation, cellular component: endoplasmic reticulum membrane. The transcript has 6 exons.
UGUACCGGAAGUACACGGCAGGCAUGUUUUGUAAAUAAAUUGUUCGAAUUUUACAUUUAUUUGUAGUCUUAUGGCAUUCGGGUUAGAAAGGGUACGAUUGUAAUUUGUACAUAUUUAAGUGCUCGAUGAAUCUGGUAAAGUAUUAGUUUAGGAAUUUUUAUUUGUGGAUAUAAACUUUAACUAGGCACACCACUCAAUUGGUACCGCCAUUUAACCUCCAUAAUGUGGGAUGUUGAGAUCAGGGGCAUGGCAUCAGCUCAUGCCAUUAUUGCCUCCUCCAUCUUCAUGGCAACUGUGAUGCCUGCUGUCUUUGUGGAAAACUUCUCUGUUUACGGGACCCACAUGGUUUGGCUGUAUUGUGUAGCUGGAUCUGUUGUUGUGGUCAACAUUGCAGUGUUUUGGCUUCUUGGCAUCAGCCCACCAACAAAGAAGAACACACUGAGCUACAAGCUCAACAGAUUGUUCAAAUCCUGUCUGUACUUUCUACUGUCAUGCCUCUUUUUUCAUACUGUGGUGGUACUGUACGGAGCACCUUUGCUUGAGUCAGCUCUGGAGACAUUUUCUCUGGCCGUGCUGCUGUCCACACUCACUACAUUGAGAUGUCUCUGUAUCCUGGGUCCUAAUGUACAGGCUUGGAUCCGAGUUUUCAGCAGAGAUGGGGCGAUGUCAGUGUGGGACACCUCUCUUCAGAUUACCACUGGCUGUAGUGUGAUUGGGGCCUGGCUGGGAGCUUUCCCUAUUCCUCUCGACUGGGACAGACCCUGGCAGGUUUGGCCCAUCUCCUGUACCCUUGGGGCAAUUACUGGAUUUCUGACUGGCCUCCUCGCUGCUCCUGUCUGGAUCCACUGGCAUCGCAAACAACUCACCUACAAGCUCAAGUGAGGAAAAGGGGGACACAAUCACAGG